AUGUCAGACAAGCACUACUUCCCCGAAACUGCUGCGAACCAGCUCGUCCCCCGGGCGCUGCGAGCUCUCGUCCGCGGAACACCGCAGCUGUCGCUGAUCGACUCCGAGCGAGUCGUCUACAACAACCAGCACGACCCAGCCCGCGUAGCAGUCAUCAGCGGCGGAGGAUCUGGCCACGAGCCCGCGUGGGCCGGCUAUGUUGGCGAUGGAAUGCUGUCGGGCGCUGCUUGCGGCGAUAUCUUUGCCAGCCCCAGCACGAAGCAGGUCCUCGCUGCAAUGGCCGCCACGCCCUCCUCCGAGGGCACUAUCCUGAUGAUCACCAACUACACGGGCGAUCGUCUUCACUUUGGCCUCGCCGCUGAGCGCGCAAAGGCGUCCGGCCUGUCUCCCAAGGUUGUCGUCUUGCCCGCAACAGACGAUGUCUCCAUCCCCAGAAGCAGGAUCCGCGUGGGGCGCCGGGGCCUCGCGGGCCAUGUCCUUACUCUCAAGGCUGUGGGUGCUGCCGCGCAAGCCAACCUCUCAUUUGAGCGCUGCGUUGAUAUCGGAAAAGCGGUUAAUGAUAGCCUGGUGACCAUCGGAUCGGCUCUCGACCACUGCCACGUUCCAGGCCGGCAAGCCCACGAAACAAUUGCGAAGGACGUUUGCGUCGUUGGUGCUGGUAUUCACAAUGAGCCUGGCGCCGAGCACAUCUCACCAUUCCCCUCCGUCGAGUCUCUCAUUGACCACUGCUUGAAACGAUUGUGUGAUCCCAAUGAUAAAGAGCGAGCGUUUGUUUCAUUCGAAAACAAAGAUGACCAGACCAUUCUUCUCAUCAAUAACUAUGGUGGACUGUCCAACCUAGAGCUUGGUGCCCUUACCGAUGAGGUCCUCAUCCAGCUGGAAUCGAGUUGGAAAAUCAGCCCCGUCAAGAUUUACUGCGGCACGUUUGAGACUUCUCUCAACGGGCCUGGUUUCUCUAUCUCCCUGAGCAAUGUCACCCAGGCCGCUCGCCAAGUGAAUGUCGAGGUUCCUGAACUCCUCGAACUACUCGGUGCGCCCACGGCUGCUCCGGCAUGGCCCAACUCUCCCCCUUCGCCCAUCGACGUGUCAAAGCGAUCUGCUGUCAACGCCAAAGAACUAGACCUACAGCCUUCAAUUUCUCCUAAGACUGAUAUUAAGAUUGACUUAGUCGAUUCUGCCCUCCUCAACGCGGUCCUCCGCCGUGGAUGCGAAGCUGCAAUUGCUGCCGAGCCAAAGCUAACAGAAUGGGACAUGGUUAUGGGUGAUGGUGAUUGUGGUGAGGCCGUCAAAGGAGUCAGCGAGGCUAUUAUUGCGCUCCUCGAUGGUUCAUCCAGCAUCGCCGCUGACGGAUCCAUCUUCACUGCCCUCUUCGCCAUCCUCCAGGCCGUGGACGAUAUGGGCGGUACCCUGGGUGCCAUCCUCGGCAUCCUCCUCAGUGCCUUUGCUUCCGAGCUUCAAAAAGCUUCCUCACGCGACGGCCUUUCCCCCGCGCUCUACUCCACCGCGCUGGCUGCGGCUGCCGAGUCCCUCAAGCACUACACUGCCGCCCGAGAGGGUGACCGGACGGUCAUGGAUGUCCUCCUACCGUUCGCCGACGCAUUUGCCAAGUCAAAUGACUUUUCAGGCGCCGUAAAGAUCGCUGCUGAUAAGGCCGAGGCAACGAGAUUCCUAAAGCCGCGGUUUGGACGAGCAACAUACGUGGGAGAGGACAAGGAACAAGAACUACCAGACCCUGGAGCGUGGGCCAUGUUUGAGUUUUUGAAAGGUAUGGAGAGCGGAUUGAAGCAAUAA
Ilyonectria robusta is the source of this 1791-nucleotide messenger RNA. Its product is annotated as Dak1 domain-containing protein. Lineage: Eukaryota; Fungi; Ascomycota; Sordariomycetes; Hypocreales; Nectriaceae. The transcript has 5 exons. Gene Ontology annotation, molecular function: ATP binding; glycerone kinase activity. Bases 1 to 1791 code for a protein of 596 amino acids. Gene Ontology annotation, biological process: glycerol catabolic process. The record is from RefSeq and is a predicted model, not a curated record. Gene Ontology annotation, cellular component: cytosol.